Messenger RNA from Cordyceps fumosorosea ARSEF 2679, 1431 nucleotides. Its product is annotated as protein transport protein SEC61 alpha subunit. Gene Ontology annotation, biological process: SRP-dependent cotranslational protein targeting to membrane, translocation; post-translational protein targeting to membrane, translocation. NCBI's taxonomy places the organism in Eukaryota, Fungi, Ascomycota, Sordariomycetes, Hypocreales, Cordycipitaceae. Bases 1 to 1431 code for a protein of 476 amino acids. Gene Ontology annotation, cellular component: Sec61 translocon complex; membrane. The transcript has 3 exons. Gene Ontology annotation, molecular function: transmembrane protein transporter activity; ribosome binding; signal sequence receptor activity. The record is from RefSeq and is a predicted model, not a curated record.
AUGAGUUCCCUCCGCUUUCUUGACUUGGUCAAGCCGUUCGUGCCGUUCCUCCCCGAGGUUCAGCAGCCCGAGACCAAGAUCCCCUUCAACCAGAAGAUCAUGUGGACCGCCCUGACGCUCCUCAUCUUCCUGGUCAUGAGCCAGAUGCCCCUUUACGGCAUUGUCUCUUCCGAUAACUCUGAUCCCCUCUACUGGCUGCGUAUGGUCAUGGCCAGUAACCGAGGAACCCUGAUGGAGCUGGGUAUCACUCCCAUCAUCUCCUCUGGCAUGGUCUUCCAGCUCCUCGCCGGCACCCACAUGAUCGACGUCAACCUCGACCUCAAGUCCGACCGCGAACUCUACCAGACUGCCCAGAAGCUCCUGGCUUUCAUCCUUUCCGCUGGUACUGCCACUGUCUACGUCUUCUCCGGUCUCUACGGCCCUCCUGGUGAUCUUGGUGCUGGUAUUGUCUUCCUCCUGAUUCUCCAGCUCAUCGUCGCCGGCAUGAUUGUCAUUCUCCUCGACGAGCUUCUCCAGAAGGGAUACGGCCUGGGCAGUGGUAUUUCUCUGUUCAUCGCCACCAACAUUUGCGAGUCCAUCAUGUGGAAGGCCUUCUCCCCCACCACCAUCAACACUGGCCGUGGCCCUGAGUUCGAGGGUGCCGUCAUCGCUCUCUUCCACCUUCUCUUCACCUGGCCCAACAAGCAGCGCGCUCUCCAGGAGGCUUUCUACCGCCAGAACCUCCCCAACAUCAUGAACCUACUCGCUACCAUUAUCGUCUUUGUCGCCGUCAUCUACCUCCAGGGCUUCCGUGUCGAGAUCCCGGUCAAGUCUUCACGCCAGCGUGGUGCUCGUGGUUCUUACCCCGUCCGUCUCUUCUACACCUCCAACAUGCCCAUCAUGCUGCAGUCGGCGCUGUCCUCCAACGUCUUCCUGAUCAGCCAGAUGCUCUACUCUCGCUUCUCUGACAACCUCCUCGUCCGCCUCUUCGGUGUUUGGGACGCCAAGGACGGCUCCGCUCAGCUCCACGCCGUCUCUGGUCUUGUCUACUACAUGUCGCCCCCUCUUAACUUCAAGGACGCUCUCCUCGACCCUAUCCACACGGUUACCUACAUUGUCUACAUGCUCGGUGCCUGCGCUCUCUUCUCCAAGACCUGGAUUGAGGUUUCCGGCUCCAGCCCCCGUGAUGUCGCCAAGCAGCUCAAGGACCAGGGUCUCGUCAUGGCUGGUCACCGCGACCAGAGCAUGUACAAGGAGCUCAAGCGCAUUAUUCCCACUGCCGCUGCCUUUGGUGGUGCCUGCAUUGGUGCUCUCUCUGUUGCCUCUGACCUCAUGGGCGCUCUCGGCUCUGGUACCGGCACUCUUCUCGCUGUCACCAUCAUCUACGGCUACUUCGAAAUCGCUGCCAAGGAGGGUGAUCUGUCUGGCAUGAAGGGCAUGAUCAUGGGCUAA